ACCAUUCUGCCUGACUAAAGGGAAAGACCCCUUUUCAAGAGGUUCUGCAGCAGCUACAAAUUGUCCAGUUUCUUAACUUGCCCUAUUACAUCCAGUAAAAGGGUGGGGGUGGUAUAUGACGCAUUAAUGAGAAUACUGUGAUUGUAUUCCUUAAUCAGAGCACAGCCUGUGAUUAUAACAUAGACAUAGAUAAGCCAGGGCGCUGAGAGGCAACCCUAUGUUGUGGCAAUGCAACCCCGCCUAAAUAGGGAUCAAACAAGUGUUGGCGAGAAGGGGGGAGCCUAGUCUCUUCCACCGUUAGUUAAGGGGGAAAAAACUCUCCCUCAUUUCCAGAGUUAAGGUAUGCAACAAGCACACAGCAGCUCUGCAUGGAGAGGCAGCAGAAGUAGCUCGCUAGGAGCCGGCGCUGAGUGCUGGAGCUGAUAAGGAUCAGCGGCUCCUCCCCCCGUAUAGAGAGAGCGCUGCUGAGAGAGAGAGAGAGAGAGAGAGGUGCUGGCUGCUCGUUCAGCGCUUACACACACACAGCACAAACACGCCGGCUCCGGAGCUCCGGCUCUGCCCGCUUGCUGCAGCCUUGGCUGGGAGCUUCGUGCAACCUACUGCGGACCUCAAGAGACUAGUGGAGCCCAAGCUGCCCGGGGGGCUGGGGAGGGAGGAAAACUUGCGCUCAUUCAUAUUUUUCUGUCAAGCAUUUGGGUGGGUUUGGGGGAAUUUCUUUGCCUCUUUGGCUUAUUCCUUGGACUUGCGAUUGUGGAUGUGACAGCGCGGAGUGUAGAGCAAUGCAGAGCCGGGAGAGAAGCAGGGGAGCCGGCUGGGGGAAAGCAAUGCAGAGCCGGGAGAGAAGCAGGGGAGCCGGCUGGGGGAAAGCAGCUGGGGGCUGCCGAGACCGGCCAAACUCACUGAAGUUAGCAAUGAAGCGGACAGCCACUGCGUGCUUCUUAUGGCUUUUCUUUCAACUUCCCAUACUUGGAUCUUCCACCAAGGUGGCAUACAGGGUGCCGGAAGAGCAGCCACCUAACAUUUUGAUUGGUAGCUUAGCUUCGGACUAUGGCUAUCCUGACUCAAAACACCUGUACAAAUUGGAGUUGGGGCACCCUUACUUGCGUGUGGAUGGUAAGACUGGCGAUAUCUACACAACAGAGACUUCCAUUGAUAGAGAGAGUCUGCGGGAGUGCCAAAACCUUGAACCAGGGGAAAAGUGCUUUUUGGAGUUUGAAGUGUCUAUGACAGACCUAAUGUCUCCAGUUCCCAGACUUCUUGAUGGACAAAUUGAGAUCAUGGACAUAAACGACAACACUCCUAACUUUAAUUCCCCAGUCAUCACUCUGUCCAUUCCGGAAAACACCAAUAUCGGCAUGCUUUUCCCCAUCCCUGCUGCUACAGAUCGGGACUCUGGAGUAAACGGCGUGUCUUCAUAUGAGCUUAUUGUGGGGCCUGAGGCUCAAGACCUUUUUGGGCUGCAAGUGGCUGAGGACCAAGAUGAAAAACAACCUCAGCUCAUUGUAAUGGGAAUGCUAGACCGCGAGCAGAGAGACUCUUAUGACCUCACUAUAAAGGUGCAAGAUGGUGGUACCCCAGCUAGGGCUAGUAGCGCUCUGUUGCGAAUAUCCAUUCUUGAUACAAAUGAUAAUGCUCCAAAGUUUGAGAAAAUGGCUUAUGAGGCAGAGUUGCCUGAGAACAGCCCGAUGGGACACUCUGUGCUCCAGGUGAAAGCCAAUGAUUCUGACCAAGGAGUUAAUGCAGAGAUUGAUUACUCCUUCCACCAAGCCUCAGAUACAGUCCGGCGGCUUCUGCAUUUGGACAGAUCCACAGGUCUGAUAACAGUCCAGGGUCCUAUUGACCGAGAAGAUGUAGGUACUCUGAAAUUCUCGGUGGUUGCAAAGGAUAAAGGAGCCAAUCCCAAGACUGCCCGCACCCAGGUGACAAUUACAAUUCGAGACACAAAUGACAACAAACCAGUGAUAGAAAUCAGAGGAUUUGGCCUUGUUACGCACCAAGGUGGAGUAGCUAACAUUUCCGAAGAUGUUCCAGUGGAGACACCGGUGGCUUUGGUGCAAGUCUCUGAUAUAGAUGAGGGGGUAAAUGCUGCUGUGACUUGUGUGGUGGCUGGAGAUGUCCCAUUCCAACUGAAACAAGUUAGUGAUACAGGCAGCGAUAGCAAGAAAAAAUACUUCCUACAAACCACCACGGCGCUGGACUAUGAAUCUGUGAAAGAGUACACAAUUGAAAUCGUGGCUGUGGACUCGGGCAACCCUCCCCUUUCCAGCACAAACUCUCUUAAGGUGCAAGUGACUGAUGUGAAUGAUAAUGCGCCUGUCUUUAGUCAAAGUUUGAUGGAGGUGGUAUUUCCUGAAAACAAUGAUAUUAAUGAUUUAGUGAUGGAAGUAAGUGCAACUGAUGCAGACAGUGGUCCCAACUCUCAGCUUCAUUACUCAAUUCUACCAGACCCAUCUGCUAGGGGCAUUUUUUCAAUAAACCCAGACUCUGGUCAGAUUCGAGUCAACACGGUAUUGGAUCGGGAACAGAGGGAACAUUAUGAUUUUCAUGUAGUUGCUGUAGAUAAGGGAAUCCCAAGUCUAAAAGGAACAGCCUCUGUUGUCAUCACUGUAUUGGAUCGUAAUGAUAAUGACCCCAAGUUUAUGCUAAAUGGCUACAAUUUCUCGGUAAUGGAGAAUAUGCCACGAUUAAGCCCUGUGGGCAUGGUAACUGUCAUUGAUGCAGAUAAAGGGGAAAAUGCUCAUAUCCACCUUUCUGUGGAACCAGAGAGUGGAGAGUUUGUCAUCCAGAACGGGACAGGCACUAUCCUCUCCAGCAUCUCCUUUGACCGGGAGCAUCAGAGCACCUACACCUUCCGGUUGAAGGCGGUGGACGGAGGGGACCCGCCCCGUUCCUCCUACGUUGGGGUGACCAUAAAUGUCCUUGAUGAAAAUGAUAAUGCCCCAGUGAUUGUUGUUCCAUCUAACAUUUCCUACAAGUAUCUCACCCCUCAAACGCAUCCAGGUACACCGGUCAAUUGGGUGAGAGCAGAAGACAUGGAUACAGGCAUAAAUGCAGAACUCGAUUACAGCAUUGCUAGCGGUAAUCCCUUUGAACUUUUUCAAAUCUCUCAUAAUAAUGGUGAGGUAACCCUGGAAAAAGCGAUAAUAAGAAAGCAUUAUGGCCUUCACCGCCUAGUUGUAAAAGUAACUGAUAAAGGGAAGCCUUCCAGACAUGGCACAGCCUUAGUUCACUUCUAUAUCAAUGAGACAUUGACAAAUCAGACUUUAGUUGAAACUUUACUUGGUCACAGCCAGUUCACCCCAUUAGACAUAGACAUUGCUGGAGACCCAGAGUAUGAGCUAAGCAAGCAACGGAGCAACAUAAUAUUUGGUGUAAUUACUGGUAUUGUUGCAGUAAUUUUAGUCAUUGUGGUAGUUGUUGUGGCACGAUAUUGUCGGCAAAAAGAAGCCAAGAGUGGCUAUCAAGCUGGAAAAAAGGAGACAAAAGACUUGUAUGCUCCAAAGCAGGGCAAUAAAAACAACAAAAUCAAAAACAAAGUCAAGAAGAGCAAGUCUCCAAAGCCACCCAAGCCAGUUGAAGAAGAUGAGGAAACUGGUUUGCAGAAGUCCCUUAAAUUUAACCUGAUGAGUGACUCUGUUGGAGACAGCCCGCGUAUUCACCUUCCUUUGAAUUACCCCCCAGGCAGCCCUGACUUGGGCCGUCACUAUCGUUCAAACUCCCCUCUGCCAUCAAUUCAGCUGCAACCACAGUCCCCAUCUGCCUCCAAGAAGCACCAGGUGGUGCAGGAUCUUCCAGCCACUAACACUUUUGUUGGCACUGGGGACAACAAUUCCACUGGCUCUGAUCAGUACUCGGAUUACAGCUACCGGACCAACACCCAGAAAUACAACCACAAGCAGUUACCUCAUCGCCGAGUGACGUUCUCAACGUCCAAUCAGGCACCUGAUAUUCAAGACCCAUCUCAGCACAGUUACUAUGACAGUGGGCUGGAGGAGUCUGAGACCCCUAGCAGCAAGUCCUCAUCCGGGCCAAGAAUAGGGCCAUUAGCACUACCAGAGGACCAUUACGAGCGUACCACCCCUGAUGGUAGCAUUGGUGAGAUGGAGCAUCCUGAAACUGAUCUCAGACCACUGCCUGAUGUAGCCAUGACAGGAAACUGCACGCGGGAAUGCACAGAAUAUGGACACUCAGAUACAUGCUGGAUGCCUGGCCAGCCUUCCCCCAACCGCAGGCCCAAAAAUGCCCUCAAGCUCUCCACUUUUGUGCCUUACCAAGACAAGGGGAGUCAAGAGCAAAUUGGCAAUGGGAACCCCAGAAUUCCAGAGGAGCGCAUUGGAGGCAACAACAACAGCACCACCAAAAUGGCUAACAUCCAGCUGUUACCGACUUACAGUGCCUUUACAAGUAACAGCCAUGAAUCAUGUACGGACUCCCCAAUGGAGGAAAUCCCACUCACCCAAACCGCUGACUUCCAGCAUGCCACAACUCCUUCCUCUCAAUCUGCCAAGAGGGAAAUAUACCUGUGAGAUUUAUAUGACCUUAUAUUGGCAUGUAUUGGACCGAAGGAGUAUAGAAAAAAAUUGGAUGUUGCCGAUUUUAUCCAGGAACCUAAACCAAGCUGUCUUUUAAAUGAAGGAAAUUGAACAGAAAAGUGAUGACAAAUUAAUGCUUUAUGGUUCAUGCAAAUGCUUUUGGGGUUGAGCCUACAUAACGUGUAGUGGGUUUUUCUGUUUUAUUUUAUUUUUGUAUUUCAAUGUAAAACUCCUAAUCACCCUCAACAUAGACAAUUCAGUGUCAUAAAGGUCAGAACUGGAUUUUGAGAGGGGAAGCACAUUUUUUAAGGAGUAGUUUUUAUAAAGGGAACAUGUGCAUUGGGUUUCUCUGCCCAGAAGAGAAACUGGAAAUGGAAGGAGGACUCAAUAAGCCAUUAUGGUUUGGUAUUUGUGAUUCUGAACAGGGGGGAAUGAUACAUUAUUUUGGUGCUGUCAUGUUUUCUGGUAAAGAGCAAUGAAAAUGCUCAUUGAUACGAAUUCCUGUCUAGCCAUAAUGGCUAAUUCAUAAUUGAAGGCUUUUGUAGCUAUAGAGUCAAUCCUAGAGCGGUUUGGAACCAUUUUGUUCCAUAAACAUUUGCUCACUAGACAAAAUGUCCGCCAUUAACGCACUGCAUGCUACAGAUUUUUCCUUUUGGAAGUAACAAUGAGCCUAUUAUGAUGAGAACUGCAGAGCAACAUUUAUCAUACAUCUUCCAGCAAAUACUCAUUCUGAAAUUCCAGGGGGUUUUAUUAUUUUUCUAAGACACCUUCCAUAUAAUAUAUAUAAUGGGGACCCUACAAGCUCAUGCCAACAUGUAACUGGAUCCCUCUAUUUUUUAUAUUUUGUUCAACAAGGUUUUAUGUUUGAAACAUUGCAUGCUAAUUUAAUUUGAGCAAACAGUAGGUAUGGCAGAUGGGAUGGUUUGAUCACUCCUUCUUGGGUCGGAAACCCUGAAAGCCAGCAAGCAUAGGCACAGGCAUGUUAUUUGGGGUGAUAAUAGCAGCCCUCCUGUGACCUGCAGUGGGAAACAGCUUCCACCAAGUAGCUGAUGUUUGGUUUCCGCUUCAGUAAUGUUGAUCAAAACUACCCAUGAGCUAUAGUAAUUACCACUGUAAACAUAAGCAGUAGCAUAUUGUCACAUCACAAGCCAUAUUACGUGGCACAAAAGGUGAAAAUUAAUAUCUCUGCCUUGAAGGGGAUUCCCAUCUGCUUUCAGAUCAGUUGACUUAAUGCCCAAUUAUGGACUAUCUGUAAGAUGGUUCAGCUCACCUAAGAGGAUUCUCAGAUCACUUCUUCCAGACCAUUUUAUAGUCCCAUGUAAUUUCAACAUCUAGUUAAUUUUUCACUUCAACAAAAAAAGUCAGUAAUAUUUAUAUAUGAUGCCAGUUGCAUCUUCAGUUUCUGUAGCUAGACAGUAGAAAGUUUUUGGGAGAAUCAUUGUGGAGUAAAUACCAAAGGUGCCAUCUGAUCAUGUGGAUGAAUGCUUAGGACAGCCAGAUGGGGACCAAACUAUAACUGCAUAUCCAACGCAUCCAUAACAGGGUAAGCUGCGAGUUUGACCGGCCUUUUCAUGUAGACUUCUGUAAAUACAAUCCCUUUGAAUGAUGAUCAAGUCUGCCUGAUUUCAGCUUUUUAUUGUUGUAAGGAGCAUUUGUUUAUUUAUUGUAGUUUCCGUUCAACUCUGCAAAGUGUUCCACAGCAGCUGGGCCACUUUGGACAACUUUGGGUAGGAUUGCAUGGAGACAGCUGUAGAUGGUGUUCAUGGUUUUUGUCCGUAUUUCCAUUUAAUUUAGUUUGUUCUUUAAGAGAGAAAAAAAAAAAACGCUUGAAAGCCAGAGUAGAAUGUUUAAGUUCCACGUGUACUGUUUGAUCAGACACAGUGCACACACAAGGGUGGGAGUAAUUCUGCCCUUAUUGGAAACCAACUAGAUCAGUGCUGUCUCUGAUUUUCCAUGUCGUGGGUUUCACAUGUUUGGGGGCCAGAUUCUAAUAAAACAGUAGUGUCAUACGAAAAGGUUCUGGGCGCAUAGAUUUUAUAGGUGGCCACAUCUGGUCCCUUGGGCUGGGCCUUGAGUUCAUCAGUCUUGAACUAGUUACCGUUCUUUUUAAGGAUCAAGCAGCAUCCACCUUAACAUUUCAAGACCCAUCCGCAUAUGUUUAAACCCAAUAAAAACACCUUUUAUAAGUUAACCUUUAAUGCACCGUAUGGAAAGGGAAUCAAAAGAUGCAUUGCAUUGCUUAGACCCACAGAAGGCUUGUAUUUAUAAUAGAAAUCAGCACCCUUUGCCUGCCAAAGUCAGGGUCCUGGAUUCAACAAUGGCUGAUGGUAAUGGGUUGCACACUCCUGCCUAACAUAUAACGGGAGCUUGCAAAUUCUGCAUUGACUUGGGCCCCACCAGCACUAAAUUGGCCCUGUGGAUGGGAACUAUCCACAUGGAAGUACUCAUCUUUCCUAGCAACCCUGUCUUUAUUCUCUUCCUUUUAAUUUUACUAUGUCUUUUUUACUUUCCAGUGACUUUAGCCACGGAGAGUCUCAAAAUGUGUAAUGCACUAGUAACACUCCAUUUGUGCAUGGGGCGUGCUUCCUUUCAUAUUAAAUCCUAAUCCGUUAUGGAAUUGCACUAUAAUUCUUGAUACAUCUACAAUUUGUAGUGUUUAGGUUAAUAUAGAAAGUAGUUGCUGAUAUUCAGAGAAAAUACCCUGUGGUUUUUUAAGCAUUGAUUAUGUUAGUCAUUGGAAAUAUAAAUAAUCUUUUAAGGAUAUUUGAUUUUUUUUUUUUAUACAAUCUAGAAAAUGUGUUUUAUAAGAAGGGAUGUGCCCACUCGCACAGAUUUGUUCCUUCUGGAGAAAAGCAGAGUAUCAACACUGGGUACGAGAGAAAUCACAAUUGUGUGCCACAGACAUCACCCAGGGACCUUAAAACCACUGACCUAUUAAGAGCCCAUCCUAAUAGCUACUUUAAAACCUCUUUAGGGUACCAUUAUGCAUAAAUCCGCUGUUGGGUGUUCUUCCAUGUAUGACUAUUGAGACAGAGUGAACAGGACUUUGCAUUUCUUUAUAUUUUCAUUUGCAAUGGUAGAAUGCCUCAUCAGAGCCAAUCAUCUUUCACUCACUAACAAAUUCCGCAUUGCUAUGAAUAAAUGUUCCGUGCAAAUAGCAAGCGAUGUUGUGUUUCUUUGUAUAGACAUACAUGGAAGACGAGUUUGAAUGUAAGCGUAAAAACAAAAUAUCUGGAUAUAGAUCAUCAUCCAUUGAUUUCCAAAAAAUUCACCCUAGCAUAAGGACACCCUGACCCUUAUAUGUAUAUGUGUAUAAGCUGAAAUGUAACAUAAUGAGAAUUUAUUUCCACGCGCACAAGCUGCUCUGACAGGCUAAUAUUCUAUAGACCUAUCUUUUAGUACUUAAUUUUAACCUGCUGCUUCCGUCUUUACUGCACUCCCUCCCACUCCACCCCGGUCUUUCUCUACUCGCAUCAGCUCUAAUGAGGAACAGAAGAUUCUUUAAAACCUUCAGGUCUAAAUCUUUAGUAAAUCGAAGUCCUUAUUACCACAUGCAUUUGACCUUGGUCACUCUUCAACGAGCUUAAUUCUAGCUGCAUUUGGAAUAUGGGUGGGGUUUAUAAUGAUAGAAUGUUAUUUUUAUGUCAAUGUAAAGAAGCCUAAAACAAACUCUUCCUACACAGGGUAUUUUAUUAUGGUACAAAAUGGAAAAAAAACACAAGAAAACAAAAACGAAUGCCUGGGCCACAUUCAGAUGCAUUGAAACAGACUGAUAAGUGCAAGAAACCUCUUCCAAAUAAAACGUAUUAUAUAUAUAUAUAUUUAUCAGGUCGUGCAUGAAUAGGGUAAGCAUAUAUCCUGACACUUGAUCGGAGGGCAUAGCUUGACCAUCUUAAAGCCAUACUUGCUCUGUCUCUCUAGCAACAGUUGGGUUCAUGGCAUUUCCUGCAGUCUCUCACAUUCCUAGAACUUGCCAACUGUGUGGAUGUAGCUAUUUAUAUGUUUCACAUACUGUGAAUAGAUGUAUUAAUAGUUUGUCAUUCUUUAAAAAAAAAAAAACCUAAAAAGCAAAAAAAACCAGAAAAAAAAAAAAAAAAAAGAGGGCAAUGUUCAAAGUACAUAGAAAUAUGUGUAUUUGUUGUAGGCCAGGCUGUUUUUCCACGUACGGUAUUCCAUUUUUUAUUCUAUGCAUGUCAAUACAAUUCUAAGGCAUGGAAUUUUCAACCUUGCUAAAGACAUUAGCAGUCAGGCUUGCCUCUCAAGAAUAGAAUGUCUGGAGCCAAUAUCAGUGCUAUGUGUGUUUUACUGCACUAUAUACAUCAUUAACCUGAUUGGGAAGCACCAUGGGAGGAUGCUAAAUGGAAAGAUUAGCGGCACAGCUCCUGGCACUGAGGGGUGGCUUGUGGAUAAGUGAGCUUCAAAACCUGGGAAUAAUCAGUAACCAGUAUAGUAUAGGAUAGUGCAGUUAAAGGGAGUGUUCAUUAAAAAAAAUGGUGUCAUAUAUUGAGGUAGUCUAAGCAACUUGCCGAAAGGUCUUUAGUUUUUGUCCUUUAAACAAUUCCUAUUAGAUAAAUUGUAGACUUGAGUGAAGUAGAACAAAAUAAAUCUAAAGACCAGUUGGCAAAUGCCUUAAAGUACCAAGUACAGCAUAUUCAAUCUUCAGUCAGAAACCUAGUUCUGUGUAUUCCAACUGCAUAAAAAAAAUUGUAUCCAUGGCUACGUUUUGGAGCUGGGGGCAUUGCAAAGCUUUCUUUGUGAAUGGAGAAAUGUUUGGAAGUCAUUUAUGCAUAUUAUAUUUUCUAUACAGUAGCGUUGGAUGGGACCUGCUAGAAUCAGAGAAAGUUGGGUGUUAUGAUGUACUUCUAGCCAAAAAGUCACAUCGACAGAAUGACAUCAUUGUUUAGCUGUGUGAUGUAACACUAGUGUGGGGCUCUAAUGUUGUUCAUUCAUACAAUUUUUUAAUUGAAAAAGUGAAGAUAGCGCACUUGAGGUGGCACUUCAUCCCUUUCAAAUGGACGCAUAAGAAAUAGGCAUGUCACAUGGCUGCUUAGCAACUGCUUAGAACUCUGUUUUGUACAGUUGCACUGAAUCCAGAACAGUCUUGCAGCAUGCAUGCAAUUGCAUUCCUAACUAGCCAUGUGGAUCUGAGUUUCAUGUGUGUCCAAUUUCUAGGGGAUCAGGUGGCCACAUGGGAAUUUAGACAUUUCUCUUGGCAUAGACCCAUGUGCCAUCAUGGUUCACUUCCCUUGAGUUAUUGCGUGCAAUAGGAGGAACGGUGAGGAAGGAGAGGGCAUUAUACUAAAAUCACUUUAGCUCUACAGGAUUUCUUCUGGAAACGAUAAAUACCAAAGGCGAGACACAUACAAGUGAUGACACACUGUGCCACGGAGUGGCGAAAUUCGGCAGAAAACACAUUUGUGUUUGUGGAACGCAAUUUCAGUCUGCUUCAGAAAAAAAACACAAAAUGGUGUAUUCAAAAUUUGUAAAAAAAAACAAAAGAUUCAAAGCCUGAAACUUUAAGAUUUUUAGUGUUGGUUCACUUUGCCUCUGGAGGUGUCUGCAAUGCAAUGCGUUGGCGACUCGUCCGACCAACGGUAGUGGGGGGGCUAACACAAAGAUUUCAUUUAACUGCUUGUGAUGCUGCCUUGUUUUGUACAGUUUUAUGUACAUGAAAGUGUUGCUUUUUAAUAUAAAUCUUUAAAGAAAUAUAUAUUAAAUCCCUCCCCGACAACAAAAAAAAGAAAAAAAAAAUCUCGAACGGAAUUAUUAUGGCAAAAUAUGUAACUAUUUUUAAGAUGUUAAAUUAAUAUGUAUAAUCAGACGCUAUCAUUGUUUUUUUUCUCGAUUUGUAAGAAAAAUUGUUGUACUUUUCCCCAAGUUCUCCCCCCCCCCCCACCCACCAACACAGUGAACUUUUUUUGCUCUGGGAAGAUUUUUCUACCUUUUUUCUUUCUACCUUCCAUUUUGCUCUAAUGACAGUCACCCCUUUAUAAAUUGCACGGUGCCCGGAGAGGUCUUGUGAGGAACACAAUGUUAAAGACCUUUCUGGAACCUAUGGGAGUUAAUCCUUUUAUGUUAUUAGCCCUAUGAGCACAAUCAUAUUUUUGGUUCUUUCUUUAAUUUUCUGUCUUUUUUUUAUUUUUUUUGGUCUUUAAUUGUUUCAGCAUGGCAAGAAUAAACAAAAUGUGGUCUGUCUUACCAUUUUUAUUUUCCAGAUACAUACAAAUUUUUUCUGUUAUGUUUGCGGAGCUGUCAAAUAAAGAAUUUCAUUGUAAUUAUA
This is a messenger RNA of Xenopus tropicalis (tropical clawed frog), 10812 nucleotides long. NCBI's taxonomy places the organism in Eukaryota, Metazoa, Chordata, Amphibia, Anura, Pipidae. The record is from RefSeq and is a predicted model, not a curated record.